Messenger RNA from Carica papaya (papaya), 1083 nucleotides. It is a transcript of the gene AR192, whose product is annotated as Co-chaperone GrpE family protein. Gene Ontology annotation, biological process: protein import into mitochondrial matrix; protein folding. Gene Ontology annotation, cellular component: PAM complex, Tim23 associated import motor. Gene Ontology annotation, molecular function: adenyl-nucleotide exchange factor activity; protein-folding chaperone binding; protein homodimerization activity. The record is from RefSeq and is a predicted model, not a curated record. Lineage: Eukaryota; Viridiplantae; Streptophyta; Magnoliopsida; Brassicales; Caricaceae.
UAUUUUUUCUUUCCUAUUCCGGUUCGGUUUCUUUCUCUCCAAGCACGUUGCUUUCCUCCUCGUCUCCUCUUGUUCCUCUCUCUCUCUCUCUCUCUCGCGCGCGGCCUGAGAAAGAAAUUAGCCUCGAAUAUCUCUCAUUUCUGAAAGAUCUUCUAACUUUCUACCCUCUUUAUUCCUCAACCUUCAGCCAUGUCUGUGUCUAGGGUUUUGUCACGUGUCUCGAGCACUGUCUGUGGACGCACCUUGUUAAUCUCUGCUCCGGCGAGGAAUCAGCUUCCGAUCCUCCUCCAGCAAUCCCACUCUCUUGUAAAUGAAUCGCGAAGCAAGGUUGUUGCGAGUCAGGUGUCCCUGUUCCACCAUUCAACAUUGAAUUCCACCAUUUUUCAACGUUUUGGGAUGUCUUCAUCUGCAUCCCCUGAACGUAAUGAAAAAGAGAAUGGAACGGGUACAGAACCCACAAAAACCAAUGGAGAUGCAGGUGGAGAGCAGGGUCCAGAAGAGGCUAAAGUGACUGAUCAAACAAAAGAAUCAGAUUCAGAGAGUGAUGGUGACUUGUCAAUGGAUGAUAUGGUGAAACUUUUGGCGGAGAAAGAAGAGCUUCUGACGAUUAAGCAAAAAGAAAUUGAACAAAUGAAAGACAAGGUUCUUCGUACCUAUGCUGAAAUGGAGAAUGUCAUGGACAGGACAAGACGGGAAGCAGAAAACUCUAAAAAAUUUGCCAUACAGAAUUUUGCGAAGAGCCUGUUGGAUGUAGCAGACAAUUUGGGAAGAGCUUCUUCGGUUGUCAAAGAGAGUUUCUCAAAAAUUGAUGAGUCUAAAGAUACUGUUGGAGCUGCAGCACUGCUAAAGACACUUCUUGAAGGGGUUGGAAUGACUGAGAAACAGCUUGGAGAGGUAUUUAAGAAGUUUGGAAUAGAAAGGUUUGAUCCUUUAAAUGAGCCAUUUGAUCCAAAUAGGCAUAAUGCAGUAUUCCAAGCUCCCAAUGCCUCCAAGCCCCCAGGCACAGUUGCUGUCGUUCUGAAGUCAGGAUACAUGCUCUAUGAUAGAGUUAUCCGGCCGGCUGAAGUUGGCGUAACUCAAGAA